Messenger RNA from Alternaria viburni, 2196 nucleotides. RefSeq lists its product as uncharacterized. The transcript is spliced from 5 exons. NCBI's taxonomy places the organism in Eukaryota, Fungi, Ascomycota, Dothideomycetes, Pleosporales, Pleosporaceae. The record is from RefSeq and is a predicted model, not a curated record. Bases 1 to 2196 code for a protein of 731 amino acids. Gene Ontology annotation, molecular function: DNA-binding transcription factor activity, RNA polymerase II-specific; zinc ion binding. Gene Ontology annotation, cellular component: nucleus.
AUGGCUGGCUACGGGGACUCGGAUACGCAAAUGGGAGGAGGGCCAGGCCAAUACGCGAACCAGAAUGGCACACCACCCGCGCAGCAACACCAGUUGACUGAUCCCGAAUUGCGCCUACAGGAAAAUCUACAGCAGCUGCGCGACGGUGGAGACAUGAUGCACCCAGUCGGUCCCCAGCAGCCUCAGUACCAGCAGAUGGCUCAUAUGGGGCCUGCAAUGGGCGCGCAUCCGCAUUUUGCAGGUCCAACGCGCCCUACGCAUUCCCCACAGCAAAUGGCGCAACAUGUCAUGAAUAUGGACGGACACCACGACCCGUACGAUCCCAACGACCCGAAUCGCAAACGCUCCAAAGUUUCGCGCGCCUGCGACGAAUGCCGAAGGAAGAAGAUUCGAUGCGACGCGACCAGCGAGAACGGCCCAGAAGCCUGCUCUAGUUGCAAACGGACUGGGGCGCGCUGUCAGUUCAGCCGUCAGCCUAUGAAGCGCGGCCCGAGCAAAGGAUACAUCAAAGAGCUUGCGGACCGGCUUAAUUCGCUCGAAAGCCAGAUUCACCAUCCUCCGGCCCAGUCGCAUAACUUCGAUUUCGGAACAUUGGGUGAUCAGCCGUUUCCUGAUACCCAGAGCCCACCACAAUUCAAGCGCCAGCGCACUCAUUCUAUGACAGACGGGUUCCACGAGGCAUUCAGCCGGCCCAACUGGUCCGCACAGGAUCGCGGUAAUGGUGGAUCUGUAGAUGCACACGGUCUGCCUGUACUAGGUGAUCAAGACUCGUCGCUCAAUGGCAACCGUCGUACCUCUUUCGGAGAAAUGAGUUUGGGCGGCAGUCUUAUCACAGGCUCUCACGAAGAGAUUCUCAAAGCGUAUUACAACAUCAUUCAUCCCACGCUGCCUGUCUUACCUCAUCACGAGUCACAACUGAACCGCCUUACAAACUGUCCGUCGAAGCUGCGAGAGACGUUCUUCCUCGUGCUAGAAGGCUGUAUCCGGUCUAUCGCAUCGAAGGCUCUGCCACCUAUCGAUAUCAGUCUUAAUCAGCUGUUGCAACAGUGCUUUACUUCAGUCGACGCGGCGAACUAUUGUCUUCAUGACACGGAUAGUUCACGACGGUUCUAUAACCACUUGGUAUACUGCCAGUCACUGAUCUUGCUUGCAGCAGCAUCUGACAGGCCUGGCCCAAGCAUUAUAGGUAGUACUACUGGACUGCUCGCCCGUGUCUCAGCGUGCAUUGCAGAUGUCGGAAUAAAUGAUGCCAGAACAUUGGCUGGACUGAAAGAACAAGAUCUCGAAGUGUAUCAGACAGCUCGCCGCGUAUAUUGGACUGCGUUGAUCAUAGACCGUUUCCACGCGUCUAGUCAAUCGACGGACAUGAUGAUUCGACGAUACUCUGGAACACUUUCGCGAGACGAUUACUCAGCCCUGGGUGAAGUCGCUUAUUAUCUCGCUCGUGUUGCCCUACUCGUUGGCCGCAUAGCCUACGUCAAUCGCGCAGGAAGCAUCCCAAAUGUUGACCCAGCAGCUCCUUUCGCCUUUUCCGCGCUCAAACCCGGAACCACGGAGUCAGAGUACCUCAACGGAGCACUAGAUGAAAUCAAGCAGUCCAUCGAUCUGACCACCUUGACGAAUAACUCACCCCCUCAUCUGGCGCACCAGUAUCUCAGAGUCUUCAUCGCACGACUUUCAGGGCAGAAUUUGUCUUCAGCCGAGGUUCUCGAAGUCACCAAAGACCUGCUCAGCAACCUCAUGAGCGGCGCUAUCACUCCCUUGCACCACAUCUUCGCUGCCCUAGUCGCCACAUCCCUCACUGAACUAAACGACCGAGGCGAACUAAAAGCAGAAGCAAGCACAACCAUCAAAGAAAUGAGCGACGCCCUAUCAAACGGCCAAAUCAUCCACCGCAGCUCCGACGGUCUAGGCUGGGAAACAGCAAUCGGCGACCUACUCCACAAGAAGAAGUCUUCCACACCUCCCUACACCGGUCCCGAACAAGCCAGCCCCGCGCUCGAACCCAACAUGGCCGGCCUGCAACAUCUCGCUGCAGCCGCAGUAGGGGAACGGGAAGGAACGGGUGAUAAUAACCGGCCUGGAAGCUCUUCGCAGCAGAAGGUUGAUAAUGAUCUUUCGGCUGCUAUGGCGGCGGCGAAUGAGGCUGCUAAGGCGCAGGCGACUGCUGUUGCGGCUCAGGAUCUUUUCCACUAG